CUGCGUUCCAACUACAGGAAUAGCGUAAAAAAAAACCAUCCGUUAUCGCAACCUCAGAGUCUACAGAGUCGUGUCCGGCACCAGCAGACACUCCAGCUGUGAGGAACCAGAGUCUUUAUUACACGUCACACGUUCUGUAUUCUCACUGAUUCACUGAAGAUGGAGACGGACUGGAGUAACAGGACUGAGACGAUAAUAAAUAUCACCCUGGAGAUCAUCUACCUGCUGACUGGAGAGGGAUACAUGAUAGUGAAGAAGACAUCUGGUGAGUGUGAGACAUCCAGCAGUCAUCCCCGUGUGUCAGGAGGACUGAAAAGGACCCAGAGCUCCAUCACAGUGCCUCCACCUCACUCACUGAUACACGAGAGACAGGAUGACCAGAAGAUCCUGGAACUCACCAACAAGAUCAUUCAGCUGCUGACUGGAGAGGAGGGGGAGUAUAUAGAGGAACACAGGGGUCUGUACAAGGACGUGAUGAUGGAGAAUCACCGGCCCCUCACAUCACUGGAUGGGCCCAGUAACAGAGAUACCCCAGAGAGAUGUACAGAGGAAAAUCACAGGAUCCCACAGGAGGAUCUGGGAAAACACCUGACUCAUAUAAAGGCAGAAGAUACAGCUGAAGAAGAGAUGUACGUUACUGAUAUAAAGGUAGAAGACAUAGAGGGAGAAGAAGAGAUGUUUGUGACUGAUAUAAAGAUAGAAGAUAUAGAGGAAGAAGAAGAGAUGUAUGUGAGGGGUGAUCAGCAGUGUAAGGAGGAGGAAAUCUCUACAGAUACCAGCACAGAUGGAAGUAACAGAGGGAAUAUCUCGGAGGGAAAUCUAAUUUCAUCUUCGGAGUGUAAAAUAGAAUAUGUGAUUACACGAGAUUCUCCUGGAGAAAACCCUACUGCCCUACUUAUACCUCCAGUACCUCACUGUGUGGAUGUGUCAUCCGGAUCUGCUAAUCAUGGGGAAUUAUCUUCUGAUAACUCUGAUAUUGGUGCAUCUGUUUCAGGUCUUACAGUACACAAAAUAUUUCCGUGUUCUAUAGGAGCUAAAUGUUUUACAAAGAACAGACAUCUUAUUACCCAUCAGCCAGCUAAGGCAAAUGUAAGGUCAUUUCCAUGUUCUUUCUGUGGAAAAUGUUUUACACGGAUAUCAGCUCUUAUUAUACAUGAGAGAAUACAUACAGGUGAGAAGCCAUUUCCAUGUGCUGAGUGUGGGAAAUGUUUUACACACAAAUCACGUCUUGUUACACAUCAGAGAAGUCACACAGGUGAAAAGCCAUUUUCAUGCUCUGAGUGUGGGAAAUGUUUUACACAGACAUCAAGUCUUGUUCAACAUCAGAGAAGUCACACAGGUGAGAAGCCAUUUCCAUGCUCUGAGUGCGGGAAAUGUUUUACACAGAAGUCAUCUCUUGUUAUUCAUCAGAGAAUACAUAGAGGAGAGAGGCCAUUUCCAUGUGCUGAAUGUGGGAAAUGUUUUACACGGAAAUCAGUUCUUAUUAUACACAAGAAAAUACAUAUAGAUGAGAAGCCAUUUUCAUGUUCUGAGUGUGGGAAAUGUUUUACAGAGAAAUCAGAUCUUGAUAAACAUUGGAGAAGUCACACAGGUAAGCCAUUUUCCUGUCCUGAAUGUGGGAAAUGUUUAACACGGAAAUCGGCUCUUAUUAUACAUGAACGAAUACAUAGAGAUGAGAAGCCCUUUUCCUGUUCUGAGUGUGGGAAAUCUUUUACACACAAGGCAUAUCUUGUUACACAUCAGAGAAGUCACACAGGUGAGAAGCCAUUUCCAUGUGCCGAGUGUGGAAAAUGUUUUACACGGAAAUCAGCUCUUAUUAUACACGAGAGAAGUCACACAGGUGAGAAGCCGUUUCCAUGUGCUGAAUGUGGGAGAUGUUUUAUACAUAAAUCACAUCUUAUUACUCAUCAGAGAAGUCACACAGGUGAGAAACCAUUUCCAUGUGCUGAGUGUGGGAAUUGUUUUACACGGAAAUCAUCUCUUAUUAUACAUAAGAGAAUACAUACAGGUGAGAAACCAUUUCCAUGUGCUGAGUGCGGGAAAUGUUUUACACAUAAAUCACAUCUCGUUAUACAUCAGAGAAGUCACACAGGUGAGAAACCAUUCCCAUGUGCUGAGUGUGGCAAAUGUUUUACACGGAAAUCAUCUCUUGUUAUCCAUGAGAGAAGUCACGCAUGUGAGAAGCCAUUUCCAUGUGCUGAGUGGGAAAUGUUUUACACAUAAAUCACAUCUUGUCAGACAUCAGAGAAGUCACACAGGUGAAAAGCCAUUUCCAUGUUCUGACUGUGGGAAAUGUUUUAGAGCUAAACCAUCUGUUGUUAAACAUCAGAAGCUUCACACAGCUAAGAAUGUGUAACAUGGCGUAAGUAAAGCUUGAUAAAACAAUACUUUAUUUAGACAGGUAAAAAUGUGCAUGUUAUUUAUCUUAGAAAUCUCGGUUUGUAUUAUCUUUUUUAUCCAUCCAUGGGGGACGGGGGGGACUGGAUUUUCAUAACGUAUAGGGGUGUGAUUCAGAGAUGCAAUAUUCUACAUCCACUGUAGUGCCCGUUGACGGAGUCAUGGGUGCAAUAAUGCUACUUUCAGCCUUCCCCUUGUGCACUAGCAUGUCCUGGAUAAUGCCAGCCCUGAGAUGUCCAUUUUCUGUGACCCUGUAUUCAGUAGCACCACAGAUAAUUCUAUGGCAGGCGGUGCUUCUAUCUGCUCAUGGGGCCUGAUUCAGGUUUGUUAGCAAAGCAAAGCAGCACACUAAUUGGCAAAACCAUGCUGCACUGCAGGUGGGGCAGAUGUAACAUGUGCAGAGAGAGUUAGAUUUGGGUGGGGUGUGUGCAAAUAGAAAUUAAAUUGCAGUGUGAAAAUAAAGCUGUCCAGCGUGUGGGCUACAUGCAAAAGCAGCUGGUAUUUACCCUGCACAGAAAGACUAUAACCCACCCAAAUCUGAAUCUCUCUGCACAUGUUACAUCAGCCCCACCUGCAGUGCAACACGGUAAUGCCCAGUUGUGUAAUUUUUAUUUGCUUUACAUACAAACCUGAAUCUCUCUCUUUCCCAACUAGGUCAAAGUCGCAUAUGUCUGGCUUUAACCCAGUUACCCAUGUUUGGCUUCCCCAAGAUGCAGUCACCAUGUCAACAGUGACUAUGUCAGUAUUCAUAAUGUUGACACCAAAAAGGUUGACAUUUUAAAAACCGCUGGAAAUUGAAGAUUUCACAGAUCCUUGAUAAAUAAGCCAUUCUGUUGGUGCUUAUCUUGUAUCUCUACGUUUGUACCCUGAGGAAGUGCUCUUAGGUCAGUCUGUUAUCUUAGCUAGGAUCCUAUUGUACCAUUGAUAAUGAUGAUAAAAGAACAUGUGAUCCAGCACUUGGGUAACUAACAUAGAGAUGCUUCCAUGAAACCUUCUGAAGAAGCCACCGAUCACAUAUAGAAGAAAGGAAACGCGUCAAUCUAAUACCUGCUGGUACGUCUUCUUACAUAUGGGCUGCACUGUUGGAACUCUUCGCUCUGGAGAAGGCUGCAUGGUUGGGAUCAGCACCAGCGGCCGGUAGGUGGACUGAAGCCUUACCCAUCUGAAGAGAGAAGCUUAAGAGUUGGUAAAGAUAGCUAAGUAUACUAUUACCUGGCCAGGAAUAGACUAAGAAAUAGGUAAUUAUACCACAUAUCAACCUCUACUAACAAACAUUGGCAUUACAUUAACUUUGUAGCUAUAAAUACUAAUCCAAGUGACCGUGGUCUCUAUUCUGUUGCCUCUGGAGCUUAUAUUGUUGCCAUACUGGCCUAUGAUUGCUAAUAACAAUUGCUUUAUAUGCUAAUUGUAUGUCAUCUUACAUGGAAACAUCUUUAUAUUAGUUACCCAAAGGCUGGAUCACAUGGGGAUCACUGGAUGUGCGGGAUGCCCGGUUGAUAUCAGACAUGGUUUUGCCUUGUAAGUAAUUGACCCUUCGGCAAUCUCAGACUCCAUUACACCCCGCUGAUAGUGUGCUUUAUCUGCAAUAGAAGUAUUAGUGUGUAUCAAUAUAUUUGUCAUUCCUGUUGCUCUUUUAAGUCUUAUAAUACAUUGGAUGUGUAUAUUACCGGCUGGUACUUAUGUAAUAUUGUUUUAUAUUGUGUAACAUUAACAUAUCUGAAUGCGAAUACCUUCUUCCACCAGGGCUAUCAUGUUUCGAGACCAUCUGGCGAUUACUAUUCCCAGUAAGAUAUCUAGGGCACGGCUGUGGACUUAUGACCUACUCUCCGUGUGAGGUAUGAUCUCGCUGGUCAUAUCACAUACAGGUAUUCAGGGGGAGUCCACUAAUUCCCCUUUCAGACAUGUGACCCAGGAAUUUGCUGGGUCUAGCAGCCAUCAAAUUCCCAGGUCUCCACUCCAUGACCCUGGUCGGGCACCCAGGACUUAGUCCUGGGUUGUGUCCUUUAAAACAUGCAGAGAUCCCAGAUUGAUGCGCGUUCACGUGCUUAAUCCCAGGAUUUAGCUGGGGUGUAGAAGAGAGGCCGUGACCUGUCUAAAGUUAUCGGCAGAAGAGGGAAGCUGGACCAGAAGGUGUGUAACAACCAUAGAGCCACAAAAGAGGCUGCUACAGGGACCAUUCUUCAUGGACAGGAAUAUAAAAGAGCCAGUAAUACUGUUAGGCUUCAUAUGUGUUUGCUCAAUGUUAGUGUAAUCUAUGGUUAUUUAAUGUAUUGUAACGGUUUUUAUUAACCUCAAUGUGUAUAAUAA
This is a messenger RNA of Pseudophryne corroboree (corroboree frog), 4704 nucleotides long. RefSeq names its product oocyte zinc finger protein XlCOF22-like. Bases 160 to 2223 code for a protein of 687 amino acids. The record is from RefSeq and is a predicted model, not a curated record. Lineage: Eukaryota; Metazoa; Chordata; Amphibia; Anura; Myobatrachidae. The transcript has 7 exons.